CCCGCCCGUCACACGUUCCACGCCAAUCUCAGCACGUUCAAUCAUCAGAAAAGAGCAUGCGGGGAAUAUAUACAGUCUCACGCGAAGAUGCCCCUUGGCUUCCUCCGUUCAUCUGCGGAGCGUGCUUUGAUCCUGAAGGAGCAGUCGUACUCGAGUCUGCUUCGCUAUGAUCCCUGCGUCUCUGCUUCUCCUCGUUUGCUCGGUCUUCAUAUUCAACGGCGCUAGCGCGUCCAUCGUCCUGGCUGGGCGCGCGCAGUUUGCCCGUGUGGCGGAUGUCUGCGCAAGGGAGGCCGGGGCGGUCUGUGGACAGGAUAGUGCAAGCUCCCUCGCAGCUCGCGAUGGGCCAGUCGUGUCAAGCCGGUCUACUCUGGCGUCCGUCGUCCACUACCCGCCCAAUUCCACAUAUAUCAACGACCUGGACUUCGCGCUGAACGGCUCGGGCGCGCCGGGCGUGUACAACUCGUCGCAGUCGCCCGAGUAUGGGGUGUACAACUGGUGCAACAUGCCGCAUGUGCGGGCGGGGGAGUAUGUGACACCUCCCGAGGAUUACAAGCUCAAAUACGUCGAGGUCAUCCAUCGGCACCACAAGCGCACGCCCUAUGCUUCGAACACGUUCUUCAAGGAGGACGUCGAAUGGCAGUGCGAGGGCGAGGGCGUUGUGCACUAUGUCAAGAGCCCCAGUGGUCCUGGCGCGGACCCUGCGGUCAUCCAGUGGAACGCCUUUACGGACGAUCAGAAUCCCUGGACUUCGUCGGUUGGUCCGGGUUUUGUGGGGACAAAUUGUCAAUUGCCCCAAAUCACCGCCGAGGGUCUGCAAGACUCGUACCAGCAUGGCGUCGACCUCCGCUCCGUGUACGCAGACAUCUUCGGCUGGAACGACACGCUCGACACCGAGACGGUGAAGAUUCGCGUGACGAACAACGUCAUUACCUCCCAAGUCGCCGGCGGCGUCCUCCGCGGGCUCUUCCCCGGCGUGUCCGAUGUGCAGGUACACGUCCAGCCCGAGGGCAUCGACAGCCUCGAGCCGCAGUAUCCGUGCCCCGCGGCGGACGCGGUGCGCGCUGCGUACACGACGGGCGACAGUGGCGCAGAAUGGCAACAUCAUCUCAAUACGACGGCGCCGCUGUUCGCAACGCUGGAUGCGGUGUCGGGGAUCGAGGAGGAGGACGAUGCGGGAUGGCAUACGUGGUUUGAUCACUACUACGACAACCUGAGCGCGAAGCAGUGCCACGGGAAGGCGCUUCCGUGCAGCGUGAACGACACGUCGCUGUGUGUGACGCAGGAGGAGGCAGACACGGUCUACCGCCUAGGCAAUUGGGAAUACUCGUACAUCUACCGCGACGCGGCGAACUCGACACUGUACUCGGCCCUGAAAUACGGGGCGUGGGUGCUGGAGCUGAGGGCUCAUCUGGAGAAUGCGAUCACGGGAGAGUCGACGGUGAAGUACUACCAUAAUGUCGCGCACGACGGCUCCAUCUCCGCGCUGCUUGGAUUCCUGCAGGUUUCGAAGAUGGUUUGGCCGGGGAUGGGAUCCGAGAUCGUCUUCGAGCUAUACGACAAGGCCGGGGAGCACUUCAUCCGUGUUCUGUUCGGCGGUCAGCCGCUCGAGACGUCGACGCCGCUUGGCACACUGAACUUGAUUCCUGUGGAUAAGUUUAUCGAUUACAUAGACUCGAUGCUGGGGUCGGGGUCAGAGCUUUAUGCUGCUUGCCAAGGCUAGAGGCCUAGGGUCCUCACGGUGAGGGCUUGAUAUGUGGACCUGCAUAGCCUAUGGCCCACCACGGCGUACGUGUGUGAACAAUUCUCGUAUAUACAACUGUUCGCUCUCUGUAUCUUGAUUCUGAGGUAGCACCCACGAGUGUAAGAGUUCGAUGGAUGAACCGGGCCGGUCGGACCACACGAAUAUUCUUCCUUCCCCC
Molecule: messenger RNA, 1919 nt
Organism: Schizophyllum commune H4-8
Lineage: Eukaryota; Fungi; Basidiomycota; Agaricomycetes; Agaricales; Schizophyllaceae
Product: phosphoglycerate mutase-like protein
Exons: 15
Coding region: 167-1720 (517 amino acids)
Biological process (GO): dephosphorylation
Molecular function (GO): phosphatase activity
Source: RefSeq, a predicted model, not a curated record